AUGUCCGUUGAUCAGAACAAUGCCGAUUCAUGGGUGCUUAUCGGAAAUCUGCACAUGUCUAAACAUGAAUGGGGACCUGGUCAAAAGAAAUUUGAACAAGUGUUGAAUAAGAUGGAUAAGGAAGAUGCUUACUCAUGGGUCUCACUUGGCAACACCCAAGAAUGGAAGUACAUGGAUAGAGCUCUACAGAUGUUUGGUAAAGCGUUGAAAAUUGAGCCAAAAAACAUCUGGGCAGCAAAUGGAAUAGGCUGCGUAUUAGCAUCGAAAGCAAUGUGGCAAGAUGCCCGUGACAUCUUCGCUCAAGUUCGUGAAGCUACCUCGGAAUUCGAAGAUGUUUGGAUGAAUAUAGCUCAUGUAUAUAUCGAACUUGGACAAUAUGUCCCUGCUUUGCAAAUGAUGAAUUUGAAACACAUAACGGCGAAAAAAUCUGCGGAUUUUAUAAAAGACGAGGCAGAGUUGGGAGGAGGGCGAAAUUGUGUGCGAGGAGUCGGAGGAACUGGAGGAGGAACAUCUUUCGUACGCGGAACCGAAAGAGAAGGAGAUUAUAGGAUUGAUGAAGAAGAAGAAGCAAGAGGAGAUGGUGGUGGAGGUCGAGGUCGAUGA
This is a messenger RNA of Cylicocyclus nassatus, 603 nucleotides long. The record is from the annotation of a GenBank genome assembly. Lineage: Eukaryota; Metazoa; Nematoda; Chromadorea; Rhabditida; Strongylidae.